This is a messenger RNA of Acinonyx jubatus (cheetah), 2425 nucleotides long. RefSeq names its product down-regulator of transcription 1 (gene DR1). Gene Ontology annotation, molecular function: TBP-class protein binding; general transcription initiation factor activity; core promoter sequence-specific DNA binding. The coding region runs from base 1 to 531 and encodes 176 amino acids. The transcript has 3 exons. The record is from RefSeq and is a predicted model, not a curated record. Gene Ontology annotation, cellular component: negative cofactor 2 complex. Gene Ontology annotation, biological process: positive regulation of transcription by RNA polymerase II; RNA polymerase II preinitiation complex assembly; chromatin remodeling. Lineage: Eukaryota; Metazoa; Chordata; Mammalia; Carnivora; Felidae.
AUGGCUUCCUCAUCUGGCAAUGAUGAUGAUCUCACUAUACCUAGAGCUGCUAUCAAUAAGAUGAUCAAAGAGACUCUCCCCAAUGUCCGGGUGGCCAACGAUGCCCGGGAGCUGGUGGUGAACUGCUGCACUGAAUUCAUUCACCUUAUAUCUUCUGAAGCCAAUGAGAUUUGCAACAAAUCAGAAAAGAAGACCAUCUCACCCGAGCAUGUCAUACAAGCACUAGAAAGUUUGGGCUUUGGCUCUUACAUCAGUGAAGUAAAAGAAGUCUUACAAGAAUGCAAGACUGUAGCAUUAAAAAGAAGAAAGGCCAGUUCUCGUUUGGAAAACCUUGGCAUUCCUGAAGAAGAGUUAUUGAGACAGCAGCAAGAAUUAUUUGCAAAAGCUAGACAGCAACAAGCAGAAUUGGCCCAGCAGGAAUGGCUUCAAAUGCAGCAGGCUGCCCAACAAGCACAGCUUGCUGCUGCCACAGCCAGCGCAUCUAACCAGGCUGGAUCUUCUCAGGAUGAAGAAGAUGAUGAUGAUAUCUGAAAUUUACCAGCUGAGUUUCUAUUUCCUCUAUAAAUGUUUUUCCCUGCACAAGAAAACAGUGAAAGAAAUGCUUAUCUGUAAUUUUGUAUGCAUCUUGGUGGACUUGCCAUUGGUAUUCUAGGGAUGUCUGCUGUUAAGUUUCAUCUAUUGUGUGCUAUUCAUGUAAAAACUGUCUCUUUGAACUAUUGAAAAUUUAAGAUUCAGUAUAAUAUCAAUUUUGAAUUUUUAAUGGUGUUUAUGAAAUUUUAGAUAGCAGUGAGUCCUUUAUUUGAUCAAUAAACAGUGUUACAGAAAACGUCAAGUUUAUAAAAAUACAGUGAAAUUUAUACAGAAACUCUAAAUCUGCAUUUGCAUUUCCUCUGCCCUUUUAACUAGACUAAAAAUUGGGAAUUUUAAAUUAUUGGGGGGAGGGUGUUGUGUAAUGCAGUAGAUGUUAGAUCAGGAUGUGAAAAAACAAAGAGUUCAGUUUUGUAGUAUCUGAAUUUUUUGUCUUUUAAAAUGAGUGUAUAUAUAUAGGCAAUAAAUAUAUAUGCUCAGAUAAAUAUGCUUGUUUAAAAAAAUCUCAAAAUGACAUCCAAAAACUUAGGAAGGAGUAUGUUCAAUAGUAGUUCUAUGAAUUCGGUGGGUUAUGUUUUUGAUUUUGUUUUUGUUUUAUGUAGAGGUAAAAACUACAGUUUUAUUAUGGCAUAAUUCAUCUUGAGCUAUGCUAUUACAUUUCAAAGACUGCCCAAUUUUGAGGACUGUCACGAUUCUUACUAUUUCACUCCAAUAAUUGUUAAUAGUAUUACUUGCUUAGUCCAUCCAUCUUUAUUGGAACUUGUGAAACAAUUGCUUAGGUUUCAUUGGUUUAAUGGAGAUUCAUGAAUAUGAAACCUUUGCUGGGGGAAAGAAAUGAAAGUUAAUAAGCAUGCUUACUAUAAAAGAGGGAUUUUUUUGUAAUUUAACUGAUAGUUAUAGUUUACUUAUUGUUUGUUUUUAGCAUUACUUUUACAUUUUCUUGACUAGAUGGCCUAGAGUGUCCAGUGCUUCCUUUUGAAAUGGCAUCAUUAUCUCCAUCAUAAUUGAGUGAUAGCUUUAAAAAUGAUUGGUUUUAUUUUGUUUAAGAAAGCGUGUCAUAACUGAUCAGCCCUAUAUGAAACAUAAAUAGUUUCAACCUACUCAUUAAAAGGGAGAAGCUUUAAUUUGGUUCCACUAAAUAAAGUAUGGUAGUGAUUUUUAUAGGAAUCCAGUGUAUUGAAGAAAUGGCAUAUUGUUUGUACUUUGGAAACAGAAUGGAAAAGCCACUUUAAGAUAGUAUAAUCUAAAUUCCUAUGUCAGUUGCCAAAUCAUUUAAAUUUGUAUAUUCACCAAGUCCAAGGAUAAAUUGUGGUUGCUGGGAUUCAGUUUUAAUUGGAGAGCUAAAUAAGUAAAGUUUAUAAGUAUUAGAUUUCUUAAAGGUCUUAUUUUGCAGUUUUAGAAAAAGUGAAAUAUUAGCAUACAUUUAUUAAAUACACUUCCCCCAUGCCAUGAAAAGGUUAAUUUUGCUGAAUGUUUUAAGUUGAAGUUGAUAUUGUAUCCAUGAAGUGCUUUGGACAAGAUAGAAGGGGUUGUUUUUUUAAAAGUUUAAGUACCAAAGGUAGUCUAGUCUAAGAAAUAAUAAGUUAAUAAGUGUUGGCUUUUCUAAUUUGUACUGUAACAUCCUUAUUCUUUCUAUUUUAAGUAUAUCUGUUUCUUAAGUAAACAACUUAGAUAUUUUUCCACUUUUUUUUCCCUGAUGCAGAGUUCAGGUUAAUUAAUAUUUUACUGCAUCUGAUAAUGUAUUAUAUGUUUGAAGCCUAGUGACUUUUCAUUUUGACAUUCUUGUGAUUUCAUAUGCUGUAUUCUUCAAGCAAUAAAAUCUGAUGUGUUUUAUAAA